Messenger RNA from Galendromus occidentalis (western predatory mite), 975 nucleotides. RefSeq lists its product as uncharacterized. NCBI's taxonomy places the organism in Eukaryota, Metazoa, Arthropoda, Arachnida, Mesostigmata, Phytoseiidae. The coding region runs from base 1 to 975 and encodes 324 amino acids. The transcript has 2 exons. The record is from RefSeq and is a predicted model, not a curated record.
AUGGAUCCGUUCAAUGUUUACGGCCCCAACAACGAUCCCAGUCGAUUGUUUGUCCAAAUGGGCCCUACGGUGAAUUUUGACAACCACGGCGUACCGGCCCACAUGGUUGGGGCUUUCGAAAAAUCAGCGCGGCCUGAAGUAAUCAAUCUGGCCCCCGUGCAACUUGGUGACGUCUCGCUAGCGGGGAACCCUUUGCGUUUAAAUCAGAACAUGGGAAAUCACUUCCAGAAAGCCGCGUUCGGCGGUAGUAGUCCACCGGACAUCCCCGCGGAAUACAGGGGCAAGGCCCAGGGUAUCGACCCAGAGUUGCAGAACCCCGAAGUCCGAUCGGCGAUGCAACACGCGGGCGAGGGCGAUCAUGAGGACGCCGUGCCUCUCAAAGACAGACCAUACAAUAAUCUGCAGACGUCGAGAGAGCAAGAACACCCUGCCUUCGAAUUUUCGGGCGGGCUCUCCGGUGACGCCAUGCUGCAGAAAGCGAUGAACCAGAAAGCCACACACGUUAGGAAAGUUCCCUCUGACGUAAACGACAUCACUGAAACAGCGUACCGAUCGCGCUCCACCAGCCUACCCAGGAAACGAACCAAAGCGAAAAAAACGAAUUACCACGAUGAUGAAGAAGCCGAGAGCCACCCACCUGCGAGGAGCGUGAAGAGGAAGAAGAAAUACUCCCGAACUAAGGCCGAGGAGCCGGAGGAUUCCGAAGAGCAAGACCAAGGUCAAGGUCGGAGACUCUUCAACAUUCAAUUCGGUGGCGGUGGCGGAAGCAGCAUCAGCGCCGGCUCGGGGGGUAGGAAGACGAGUAAAUCAUCGGGCAGACGGAAGCCUCCACCUGCCUCCCACGAAGACGAGGAAGAAGAACCCGCCCAAGAGAGUCGACGUUCGUUAUUCAGAGUUCCUUUCCGAGUGUUCCGAGGUGUCACCCUGAAUAGAGGAGACGACGGAGCACUCGCUUUCAACAUAAAUUUGGGAUAA